Molecule: messenger RNA, 1371 nt
Organism: Theileria annulata
Lineage: Eukaryota; Apicomplexa; Aconoidasida; Piroplasmida; Theileriidae
Exons: 2
Coding region: 1-1371 (456 amino acids)
Biological process (GO): rRNA base methylation
Cellular component (GO): nucleus
Molecular function (GO): 23S rRNA (adenine(1618)-N(6))-methyltransferase activity
Source: RefSeq, a predicted model, not a curated record
AUGUUUAAAAGGAAGAGAGAAGAUUCUUCCAGUUAUUUAGAUUUGGAGUAUUCCAAUAGUAAUAAUCGAAGCCAAUCAUUGAAUAAUGUAAAUAUUAACAGAAAAUCUAUUAAUGGGCAGUUUACAGAUGAUUUCCUAGUAUUGUCAAAGUAUUUUCCAUUUCUGAAAAAACAUAUGAUACUAAACUUGAGGUGGAAACCAUUUAUGCCAAAAUCAUCAAGUUAUCAUUAUGAUUUCAACCAUCCAGACUCAGUAUAUCAUUUAUCGAAGGCGAUAUUGAAGCAUAAUUAUGGCUUGGAAUUGUAUUUGCCAUGCUCAUGUGAAGAAGAUUCAUGUAACUUAAAUAAGGAUUUGGAUGUGUUAAAUAAGUACUUUAAGGAUUUAAGUGCUAGUUCAAAUUUCAUUAGAUACUUGGCACCUUGUGUACCUAACAGACUUGGUUACAUCAGAGCCAUAUCCUCACUACUAUGUUUAAAGAACAAUGAGUCACAUAUAUCAGAUAUUGAAGCCCACAACAUCAACUCAGAUGAACAAUUGAAACUGAAUAUUAUUGUACUUGACAUAGGAACAGGAGCAAGUUGUAUUUAUCCACUCAUUGGUACUAGUGAAAAUUCUUGGAAUUUUAUAGGAACGGAUAUAGAUAAUUUGACACUUGAAUUGGCGAGAGAAAAUGUGGAAAUUAAUCAUUUAGAAGACCGUAUUAAUCUAAGAUUACAAAGAACACCAACACUCAUCUUCAAUAGUAUAUUAUAUUCACACGAGUUGGUUGCAAUGACAAUGUGUAAUCCACCAUUCCAUUCUUCAUUGGAAAUGACAAACUUAAACCCACGUACUUUCUCAACAGGAACUGAACGUGAACUUGUAUUUUCAAUAUCAGAGGAUACAAAUUUAUCAACUGAACAGUCAUACAUGGAUAAUAUUGAGUGUAAUGGGAACAGUACAGUUACUGGACAACUAAAGUUAAUGUUAUCUGAGAAACAUGGAGACCUGGCAUUUAUAGAAAUAAUGUUACAGGAAAGUAAGUUAUAUUGUCAUAACAUCGUUUGGUUCACUACAUUGGUACCAAGAAUGUCAACUCUGAAGAAAAUCAAGAAUAUUAUCCAUAGAGAAAUGAGACAUUAUAAUCUAAAUCAUGUACAGCAGGUUCAGUUUCUAGACUCAAAACUACAUCACUUAUAUUACGAAGGUUCUAAAUUUAAGUUUGCACCUAGGCCUGAGGUUAAAAUUGAUGUUGGCAAUUUACACAUUUGUGAAUUUAGAAAAUUCACACUUGCACUUGGAAAACAAACCAGAUGGGUAAUUGCUUGGACCUUUUACAACUCACAACAAAGAUUACAAAUUAUUAAUAAUCUCAUCAAACUAUCAACCUGA